GUUACAAUGUGAUUUGAUUACAAGUGUUGGUGUGUAGUGAUUGCUAGUAACUAGAGAGUAAAGUGUGCGAAUGAAAGAGUGUAUGUGACUUAAUCUGAUCCGAUCAAUCUAUUUGUAGUAAAAAGAAAUCAACCAAUGAUCCUAUUAUUCCGUGAUCCGGCGAAUAUUCCACAUAUGAACGUUGUAGUCCACAUCUUCCGGCUUCAACGUCUUUUAUCUAACAGGUUUGCCCGAGUCUCAAGGAGAAGAAGUCAACUUGAACGUUGGAGACUUAUACCCUUCAAUCUGCACGUGGUUAAAUCAAUUAUUCCCAGGAUAUCGCAUCAGGAUGUUACCAAUAUCCUGAUCUGGUAUCCUGAUCUCAAAUAAACAAUCAAAAGCAGAAUAUUAGUCAGGAUAUAUGUUCAGAAAAUGGCCCACAACAAUUGUCCCCAAAAUAUAUCUGUUGGUAUACCAAUCCAACGGAUAUAUUUUAAAACUUCAUCUCGUAGACCGAGGCAAUUAAUAUGACGGGACUCUUGAAAUGACAAGGUGCAACUUCCCACGCGAUAAAUACUCAAUGGCUAUCUAUGAAACCGCUAUAUCUUCUCUCUUCCUCAUUGAUAUUCAUCCACUCGACCCAGAAAUCCCAAGUAUUUUCUCUCUUCUUUCUCUUUUCUGUUUUUCCUUGUUAAGAUUCCCAAUGGCCAGCCGAACAAGAUCCCACACAGCAGACUCCGUUCCUACCUUUGAAGAACAAGGUCUUCUCAAAGAGCCUGAAAAGGAGGUUUGUUCGUUUGAUAAUGCAGACAUCGCUGCCCUUCGAGCUUCCGGUGCUUUUCCGGUUAACGCAAUCAUACGUCCGUUCGACCGAGAGGUCCGAUCGGACGCUUCUCCCAAUGAAUAGGUGUGCUUUUUGGCUACCCUUUUUCCAUAGGGCUCCGAUAUCCUUUUCCGACCUUUAUUUCCCGCUUUUUUGAACUCACUGGUCUUAGCUAUUCCCAAACCAUGCCUAUGGUUUGGCGUGUGCUCGUCACCUUGGAUCAGAUCAGGUCUCGUCAUUCCCCUGACCUUUGCAUUGAGGAUCUUCCCGUCGCAUACCGUCUUCCUUCUCAUGGCAACAACCGCUUUCUUCUUUUCUCCACUUCCAAGAACCCCCUUAUCCUCAAGGCCACAAAGAAUGAGGAUAAAUGGCAGCGGAAAUUCUUUUUCGUUAAAAGGGAUUCCAUCACUAAGGGCUUUGACCUUCCGGUGAGAUGGUUAACCUCUGGUAGGACUUAGGGUUUUAGGAAUAUCCCCAAAGUUAUCUUGAGACUGUAUCCUAAAUUUGACAUUUUUAUUUUCUGUACAGCAAACUUCAAGGAGCUAGCCCCUCUGUCUGCAGAAUCAGAGCAAAGGAUCAAAGAUAUCUACCGGCUACCAGAGAGUGAAAGAACCUUUCCCUGUCCUUCGCUAGUUCAAGUCAAAGAUCAAGUUCCGAAAUGUUUGUGCUAGUCAUCAAUCUUGAGGGUUUCCAACUUGACGAGCUGGAUAGUUACUCUGCCCCUGUGCAAGUCAAGCAAGAAGUUAAUCCCAAACCAGCAGUCACAUCCAAGCCUACCAGUUCCAAGGCUGCCGCUGUCCCCAAGCCAUCUACUACUUCAAAGCCACGCGGCUCUAGUUCUCGCAAAAGGAAGGAACCAGACUCUCCUGCUGCCUCGGAUGUCUUCCCUUUUGAGAAUCGUGGGUUCUCAGAAUCCAGCAAGUUCAUGACUGGCUUUCUCAACCAGGGCCUUGAGCGGCUAGUGUUUCUCUAUGAGGAUGCAUGCGGACUGAACAAGAUGUUAGAGGCUAAGUUGAAGAAGGCUGAACCCACCACUGCGGACCAAGCAGCAAUUGCCACCGCCAAGUCCGAGCAUUAUGAGGCCAAGUACAAGGCCAUGACCCAAGAUCACCAAGCCGCCAUCAAGAAGAUUACUCACGAGGCUCAAGCCAAAUCUGAUGUUGCCCAAGUCAAACACGAGCAUGACAUGGUCACAUACCGAUAAAGCCUCAAGAACUCUGUGGUUGUCUCCCUCCUUCAGGCUAGAUUGAAAAUGUCCUAUGAGGCCAAGGCCUUGGGAUUCGAAUGCCCCUCGUGGAAUAUAGAGGCUUGGGAGGUGAUACUGAAGGAUCUUGGCGGCAAUCCUGUGGAGCAUCAUGUGAAACCUGUUGCUGGAGAGCCUGCUAAAGUGACUGAGGAUGUGGUUGAUGCCAACGUGGAUGCUGGUGGUGAUGCUGGAGGCGAUGCCGGGGCGGAUGUCGAUGAAGCGAUGAUUGAAGAGGGUGCUGCCCCUUUAAAGCAGCAAAGUGGGCAAUGAUGGAUAUAUGUGCCAAGGCCGGAGCCCACUUUUUUAUGUUUGAUGGUUGUGGCUCUUGAACAAUUUAUUUUUCAUGUCUUUGAACAAUUUACCUUUCCUGCAUUAGAAAAUUUGAUAACCAAAGGUGGAUGGGUCCUGGGUUUCAGGAUGAAGCCCUUGGUUAUCAAUUAGUAUAAUUUAUUUUGGACAAUACAACGGUUGGAGGUGAAUGGGUCUCGGUUUGAGACGAAACCUUUAAUCGUUGUGUAAAUAUGGUUAUGAACCUAUUGUGCU
Messenger RNA from Helianthus annuus (common sunflower), 2591 nucleotides. RefSeq lists its product as uncharacterized. NCBI's taxonomy places the organism in Eukaryota, Viridiplantae, Streptophyta, Magnoliopsida, Asterales, Asteraceae. The transcript has 3 exons. Bases 1461 to 2006 code for a protein of 181 amino acids. The record is from RefSeq and is a predicted model, not a curated record.